ACCCGUGUACUUUCGCUGCUUCGAAACGACGAUAUUACACGACGAUUUCUCGCGAUUUAAAAAACGCUCUCCCUUCGCGGGGGUCUGACGCGAUGAUAUCUCGAAGAAUCGUGGAACUCCGGGUCUUGGGUCUCACAAUAAUAAUAGCGCAGUCCCGGACGGAUCCUCUUAAGUUGUUUCCUGGCUGUUUCUUCGAUCCUACUGCGUGUAUAUUCCUCGAAUAAUCAACGAUGGCACGAUCGUAUUCCCAUCGUCCGUGACAUUUGGUCUCGGCUCGCGUUCACGGGUCGCUGAAGAUUGGCACAGGCACCUCUUUCCACUCUGCACUACGGAAUGCAAAAGGAACACAGAAUAAAUAGGAGUCUUUUUCAAACAGUCUUUCGCGAGAUUACAAAAAAUUCAUUAACAAUCAUAAUUAAAUUCAUAUCCUAGCUCCAAAAACUAAUAAUAAUUAUAUAAAUAAUAAGCAAGACCAACGUUUCGCCGUGACUCUGAGGCGCUGUACAAGAACUCCAACUCACCGUGCGUUCUUCGGAGGCGGACACUUUUCGCGGAAAAAACCUUCCGAAUCGAGGAUACCGGUGACGUCACCGACGCAGGGCCUUAUCGAAGAAUGCGCGAGGGAGGAGCCAGGUGGAGGCUGCGCGAACGUUACCGGCGUGAUCUCCGUUGCUCGCUGGCUGCGUCGAGGCACGUCGAGACCUGCAUGAGAUGCACACGCGGCGCAUGCGACCGGCUGCAAGGACGAGCGGAGAAUGCCCGGGAGAGAGACGAGGAGCGCGAUACUGCACGGCGCGCCUCAAGAUGGCCGUCCGGAGUCCGGGUAGGCCUCUCUCAGGUUGCCAGGUGAGCGUGCUGAAAGGAGAGAGAGAGAGAGAGCGCGAGUGAGAAAGAGGAGAGAAUAAGGAGGCCCCUAUCGUGAAUGGUCCCUUACUUACGGAACCUUACAGAAGAGAAAGGUGACAUCGAAAAGACUUUUGCCUUAUCGCGAGCUCGCAUCGCGGAUGCAUCGGAUACAAUAAAGUAAAGUUGCAUCUUGCAUCGCGAAGAGCCGCAUCCCGGCGCCCUCUGGUGACUCCUUACCAAAGUUCCGCAGGAAAAUUCGAAAAUGGCGAACCGCACCGUGAAAGAUGCUAAAUCUAUUCGCGGAACGAAUCCACAAUAUUUGGUGGAAAAGAUCAUCAGAUCUCGGAUAUACGACUCCAAGUACUGGAAGGAAGAAUGUUUCGCCUUGACAGCGGAAUUGUUGGUUGACAAGGCGAUGGAGUUGAGAUUUAUAGGAGGAGUUUAUGGUGGCAAUGUGAAGCCCACUCCGUUUCUGUGUCUCAUACUAAAAAUGCUUCAAAUACAGCCUGAGAAGGACAUCAUAGUCGAGUUUAUAAAAAACGAGGAGUUUAAAUACGUUCGCGCAUUGGGUGCAUUGUACAUGAGAUUGACUGGCUCUUCUCUGGACUGUUACAAGUAUCUUGAACCAUUAUUCAACGAUAACAGAAAGCUCAGGAUGCAGAACAAGCAGGGUGUGUUUGAACUUAUCCACAUGGAUGAAUUCAUUGACUAUCUUCUCAGGGAAGAAAGAUCUUGUGAUGUUAUUUUACCCAGGAUUCAAAAGAGAUAUGUUUUAGAAGAGAAUAAUGAACUAGAGGCGAAGAUAUCAGCAUUAGAGGAUGAUAUGGAUGAUGGUAUUGAAUCGUCAGAGGAAGAAGAAAUUCCACCUGUUAAGGAAUCACCACGCAAAAGACCAGAUGAUCAUGAACGGGAAAGAGAUCGUCACAGGGACAGGGACAAGAGGCAUUCUCGAUCUGAGAAGAAAUCUGAGAAGGAGAAGCAGAGGUCGAGGAGCAGAGAAAGGGAAAGAGACAGAGACAGGAGGGAACGUAAACGCAGCAGAUCACCGAAAACUCACUCGUCGUCGCACAAAGAUAAAGAUAGGGAAAGGGAUCGUCACAGAAGAGAUGACAGAGAUAGAGAGAGGGAGAGAGAAAGAGAAAGAGAGCGAGAUCGGAGGAGAGAACGUGAUAGAACUAGGCAUUAAAAUAUGACGAGGCUUUGAUCGAGUGUUUAUAUAGAUCGAGUGAAUGGAAAUUAAAUCGAUUGAUGAUCCUUUUCGUAUCAUUAUUCGAAUGUAUUUAGCGCCGGUAUGUGACACAUUUAGGAAUUCGGUAUUAAAAUCACAAUAUGCAUCCGGAAUCGAAUCCGUAUAACAUAUUCAAAUAUAUAUAUACAUUUUCAUCCCUCAUUUACGUUAUAUUACAAUUGCUCUAUUAAAUAAAAAAAUAGUGAUCAAUAUCGUUACCGAUACAUAAUGGACGAAUAAUAAUUAUAUUCCUGCUUGAAAACUUAUUACGAUCAUUUUUUACUUUGGAACCCUUAUACCUAAUGUAUUUCUCACGCUUCGAAAUAACGUUUGGUCGAUGAACAUUUCUAUAUCACUUUUAUGUAUUCUUAAUAAAUAUAGAAAAACAAGAAAAUACUUGCUAUUUAAAAUGUAGGCGAGUUCAGAAUGAAUAAUCUUUCUUCCUCCUUCUUAAUCCACUUUAAUAACUUACUCACUGCCUCGAUAGCGUCCGGUUUUGUCACUAGAGGCUCAAACGUUACAUAUAAUUCGAAACCAGAAGCAACCUAGAGAAAGAGAAAAUAUAUAUGUAUAAAAUCAAACAAAAAACUUGCAAUUGUAAAAAUUUUUUUCUUACCCAUGCUAGCAUUGUUUCCUUAUCCAGUUGUUGAAAUAUAAGUUUUAAGGGUCGACUAGGAGAAUGCAAUCUAUGAUGCAAACACUGAUAAAGCCCCAAUAAUCUGAAAAAAAUUGUAUUUUAUUGCAAGAGUUAUAAAUCGGCGUAUACAAGUAUUUGAUUAAAG
Messenger RNA from Nylanderia fulva, 2856 nucleotides. It is a transcript of the gene Prp38, whose product is annotated as pre-mRNA processing factor 38. Lineage: Eukaryota; Metazoa; Arthropoda; Insecta; Hymenoptera; Formicidae. The record is from RefSeq and is a predicted model, not a curated record.